UUCUACUCCUCUCCAGGCUCGGCUGGGUCCAAGGGAGCCGCUUCUAUGCCAUCCACUAGCAUGCUCAGAGUCGACCACGCCGGCGAAAUUGCUGCAAACACUAUCUAUCAAGCGCAGGCGAACGUAUUUGGUCUUCUAGGAGAUACAAAGACUAAGAAGAUGAUGCUCGAUAUGUGGGAUACGGAAAAAAAGCACCUUAAGGUUGCAGAGAUGCUCCUCGCCCAACAUCGGACGCGACCGUCAGCUUUGCUUCCGGUCUGGAGUCUUGCAGGAAAGAUACUUGGUGCGGCAACAGCGCUUAUAGGAAAGGAAGCAGCAAUGGCGUGCACUGAAGCAGUCGAAACCGUAAUCGGAGAACACUAUGAGGACCAACUCGUGCAUCUGCGCAAAAUCACCACCCAAACCCCGCCAUCGCCGGUCAUGGACCAUUCACAGUCAGCGAGGGAAUCAGAUACGUCAGGGCCAGGGUGCCCAACAUCCGGCCUCCAUCCUUCUCUUCCGCUUCUCUCUGAGGUCAUCACCGAGUUCCGAGAUGACGAGCUCGAACACUUGGACACUGCCGUCGAGCACGACGCUCAACAGGCUCCCGCGCAUGCGUUGCUAAGCGCGAUUGUUGGCUAUGGCUGCAAAGGUGCGAUUCAGAUCGCCAAACGCCUCUGAAUUUGCUACAUUUUUGUAAUUACCAAGUACAAUACAUCCAUUGCGC
Molecule: messenger RNA, 706 nt
Organism: Tilletiaria anomala UBC 951
Lineage: Eukaryota; Fungi; Basidiomycota; Exobasidiomycetes; Georgefischeriales; Tilletiariaceae
Product: COQ7-domain-containing protein
Exons: 3
Coding region: 46-660 (204 amino acids)
Biological process (GO): ubiquinone biosynthetic process
Cellular component (GO): mitochondrial inner membrane
Molecular function (GO): 3-demethoxyubiquinol 3-hydroxylase activity
Source: RefSeq, a predicted model, not a curated record